Messenger RNA from Notothenia coriiceps (black rockcod), 1687 nucleotides. It is a transcript of the gene tmed3, whose product is annotated as transmembrane p24 trafficking protein 3. The coding region runs from base 80 to 703 and encodes 207 amino acids. The record is from RefSeq and is a predicted model, not a curated record. The transcript is spliced from 3 exons. Lineage: Eukaryota; Metazoa; Chordata; Actinopteri; Perciformes; Nototheniidae.
UUUUCCUGCUGCCACGUCAGAGCUGUGAAACUCUUCUUCAGUGCUGCUCCUGUCUGUGCUGCUUCUGGUUGCUCUCAUCAUGGUUUACCUGGGACUCAGCUGUUUUCUGCUGCAUGUGUUCGUGGUGUUUGGGACGGAGCUCACUUUCGAGCUCCCUGACAACGAUAAGCAAUGUUUCUACGAGGAACUAGAGAAAGACGUGAAGUUCGAUAUAGACUUCCAAGUCAUUGCAGGAGGCAACUAUGAUGUGGACAGCUUUGUCACGGAUCCUCAGAACAAUGUCCUGUACAAUGAGCAGAAGAAGCAGUAUGACAGCUUCUCUCACACCACUGCUAUGAAGGGAGUCUACAAGGUCUGCUUCAGCAAUGAGUUCUCCACCUUUACGGAUAAAACCGUGUACCUGGACUUCCGCCAUGGAGACGAGGAACCUAUCAUUCAGACCAUGACUGGACCUGUAGCACUGACUCAGAUGGAGUCGUCCUGCGUGUCUAUUCAUGAGAUCCUGAAGGUGGUGGCUGACUCGCAGACGUGGUACAGGCUAAGAGAAGCACACGACCGCACGAAAGCUGAGCACCUCCUGGAGCGGGUCACCUACUGGUCCAUCGGAGAAACCGUCCUGCUGUUCGUUAUCGGCAUCGGUCAAGUCAUGAUGCUUAGGAGCUUCUUCAGCGAGAAGAAAGGCUCAGUGGCGGCCACAACUUAAAACUCUUUUCUCCUGAUGUGCCCUGAGAAACACGGGUGGAACCUCUUCGAUGUGAACCUGAAUGCUUCAUGAGAUUAGCACACAUCUUGUGGUAUUUCCAGCAAACCUUUUUGUUAAAUAGAUAGUUUGGGAAGUCUUUAUUUGUUAUUUGUUAGCCUGCCUACUAAAUGCCUCUGUCAUGUCUGUGUGAAGAAACAGCACUCACACAUGAAGCAGAUUACCUCCUCCUCCAAGAAGUUGAUGUUUACAGUUUAUAACUUUGUCAGCAGGUUUAUAGGAGAACUUGCUCCAUUUUUCCUUACAUUUGGGGAGAAGUUGUGCCAAGGAAAUACACAUUUAAUUUUCCAGCUGAUCUGAUGUACACAUUAUUUUACACUCACGUAAACAGCCUUGAUGGAGGUCGGCUCUCUCUGAGUGCCCUUCUAGUUUAUUAUAUUUGCAUGAUGCAAAAUAAAGCAAAUAAGUUUGAUUAAUCUGUCAAUGAACUGGAUUGCUUUUACAGUAGGACCCUCAUGGGGGGCGUCAUCAGAAUAUCUAGUAGGUUGUGGCACAUUGGUUAUUUCUGAAUGUUAGUUGUUCUCGUUUUCUAAUGUUGAUUAUGUUUGUUAUUAACUUAAUUUAUGUGCAAAAGAAUUGUUUUAAUGAGGUGUAAGAGCUCUUUUCUCCCUCAUGUCCUUCUGUGUCUCAUACAAAAGUGCCUUUUUAAAAAAUCUUUCUUUUCUCAUUUCCUACCAAAUUUAAAGUUUACUGUUUUAAAUGACUCGAUUUAUGGUUGCGUCUUCUUGUUACUGAUUGAUUGGAUUCUCAGUUACUUAUUUUAUUACAUGUGGGUGUGAUUAUAAGUCCAUCUUUUUUCUUAAAGAUACUGUUGGACAUUGCGAAGUGACCAAUCAGUAAGGCUUUCACUGCAGUUCUGUGUUUAUCUCUUUAUUGUCCAAACAACAUGUCAACAGCUUUGAAUAAAACCUGGUGGAAAGUAUGUCA